Molecule: messenger RNA, 1023 nt
Organism: Populus nigra (black poplar)
Lineage: Eukaryota; Viridiplantae; Streptophyta; Magnoliopsida; Malpighiales; Salicaceae
Product: polyadenylate-binding protein 2-like
Exons: 6
Coding region: 105-704 (199 amino acids)
Molecular function (GO): RNA binding
Source: RefSeq, a predicted model, not a curated record
GGUGAACGAAGCAACAGUGGAGAGAUUUAUAGUAAUAAAAUUUCGGCAUCAAGAAUUGAGUGUCGCUCUCAUUUCUCACAGACAGAGAGAGAGAGAGGGACAGAAUGGACGGUGACGAUGUGGACAUGGCCGCUGUGGAGACCGCUGAAGCAGUACCAGAACUUGAUGAUAUGAAGAAGAGAUUAAAGGAGAUGGAAGAUGAAGCUGCUGCUCUUCGUGAGAUGCAGGCUAAGGUUGAGAAGGAAAUGGGUUCUGUUCAAGAUCCUAGUGCUUCUGCUACUGCAUCUCAAGGAAAUAAAGAGGAAGUAGAUUCUCGAUCAGUGUUUGUUGGUAAUGUGGACUAUGCGUGCACCCCUGAAGAAGUGCAGCAGCAUUUUCAGGCAUGUGGGACAGUAAAUAGGGUCACUAUCCGUUCUGACAAGUAUGGCCAACCAAAGGGUUAUGCAUAUGUCGAAUUUGUUGAGCCAGAGGCUGUGCAGGAUGCUCUCCUUUUAAAUGAAUCUGAAUUACAUGGCCGCCAGUUGAAGGUAACUGCUAAGCGGACCAAUGUACCUGGGAUGAAGCAGUUUCGCGCUCGUCGACCCAGCCCGUACAUGGGGUUUCCACCCAGGGCUGCAAUUAUGCCUCCUUAUCUCUUCUCUCCUUAUGGAUAUGGGAAGGUAAUGAGAUAUAGAAUGCCAAUGCGUUACAGCCCCUAUGGCUAAAGUAUGAUCUUGCUUGAGACAGCAUUGCCAGCAGAUAGAUACAUCCGACAAAAUUUGUGCUCUUUUCUUCUCACAUAUUUUAAUGUUUGGGUGGGAUGAACAGAAGACGUUUCCCUGCAUGGGUUGAAAUGGUGUAAUGUGAAAAUGGAGCUUUGUUUUGAUCAUGGUAGACAAUUACAUUAUUCUUGCUUGCGUUUUGGGUGUACUGCCUAUAAAUAUUCUAUCUUGAAAGCUUCCUCUGGUUGCAAUAUUGUAGGUUUUGUUAGGUCCGUUCGCUGCUUCUGUCUUUUCUUUAAAUGAAGCCUCCAUUUUUCUGUGA